Molecule: messenger RNA, 552 nt
Organism: Oppiella nova
Lineage: Eukaryota; Metazoa; Arthropoda; Arachnida; Sarcoptiformes; Oppiidae
Source: the annotation of a GenBank genome assembly
UGAGUGCCAAACAGUGGUAAACAUUAAACACGUGUUUAGUUUCGGUAAUUAACAGUGAAUUCAAUUAAAAUUGCAUUCAAUUGCAUAUAAAUAGGAUUCAAUUGAUUGCUAUAUUAAGCGCUCAUUCAUUGCAUUCAUAGUAAUCACACGAAUCGGUGACAAGUAAUGGCUGUGCAAAAGGGAAAGGCGUUAACAAAGGGUCAGAAGCAGAUCGUCGAGGAAAACAAGUCGACUCUUCGCUUCUACACCAUUAUGUCGACCGCAGCCAUGAUAAUAUACUUCGCGACGAUGUCUCUAGUGUUCAGCGAUUUGUUUACAUUUAAAUAUUGGUUAAUUAUCGUAUUUUCCGGAUCCGUGUAUUUCGGGUCUCUGGCGGUCAUGCAAUACAUGGCUAAAGCCGUCUAUUCAUCUACCGGUGCGCUCGUCGACGGAGGCAUUGAUCUAAAUAUGGAGAACGGAUUCGCAGAACAUUUAAAGGACUUAAUAAUACUGACGACUGGCGUCCAAACCCUGUCUUUGGUCUCCAAUUAUAUAUGGAUUUUAUGGCUUUUU